Osmerus eperlanus (European smelt) is the source of this 4262-nucleotide messenger RNA. It is a transcript of the gene znf598, whose product is annotated as zinc finger protein 598. Gene Ontology annotation, biological process: rescue of stalled cytosolic ribosome; protein ubiquitination. Gene Ontology annotation, molecular function: ubiquitin protein ligase activity; ribosome binding. The transcript is spliced from 12 exons. The record is from RefSeq and is a predicted model, not a curated record. Lineage: Eukaryota; Metazoa; Chordata; Actinopteri; Osmeriformes; Osmeridae. The coding region runs from base 250 to 3198 and encodes 982 amino acids.
GCGCAAACGACAGCAGAUGUGAGAGGUAUGAGCAUGCGAAUCACGAGCAGGAAUCAGCCGCGGCGAGUCCAUCCUGUUGGUUUACAAACCGGUAAACACUGAAUUUUUGUACCGACUAGCGUGAAUGGCUUUGAGACUUUCACAUUACGUAAAAAGAGAAUACCAGACGCAGAUUUAGCAAGCUACUUUAUCUCAACGGCCAUCCAACCCCUAAAAGCAAACAUUCAUAAAUCGGUGUCUUUUACUGCUAUGGAAUCUACAUCUAUGAAGGAGACUGAGCGAAACUGCGUUCUUUGCUGCCAAGAUCUCGAAAUCUUCGCGUUGGGAAAAUGCGAUCAUCCGGUGUGCUACUGCUGUUCUACAAAGAUGAGGGUUCUGUGCGAUCAAAAGUACUGCGCUGUAUGCCGCGAAGAGCUCGACAAGGUCAUCUUUGUGAAGAAUUUGGAACCCUUCGCGACACUCCCCCUACAGCAGUUUCAGUGUGAGAAGAAACACGACAUCUACUUCAGCGAUGGCAAGAUCUAUUCUGAGUUCAGGAGACUGCUGCUACCUGAGUGCCCACACUGCCCAGAGGCCAAGGUCUUCUCCAAGUUUGAGGAACUAGAGCAGCACAUGAGGAAACAGCACGAGCUGUUCUGCUGUAAACUCUGUACCAAACACCUGAAGAUCUUCUCCCACGAGCGGAAGUGGUACAGCCGCAGAGACCUGGCGCGUCACCGCACGCAGGGCGACCCUGACGACACCUCGCACCGCGGACACCCGCUCUGCAAGUUCUGCGACGACCGUUACCUUGACAACGACGAGCUACUGAAGCACCUGCGCAGAGACCACUACUUCUGUCACUUCUGUGAUGCAGACGGAGCUCAGGAGUACUACAGUGACUACCAGUACCUGAGUGAGCACUUCCGUGAGAGCCACUACCUGUGUGAGGAGGGCCCCUGCAGCACAGAGCAGUUCACCCACGCCUUCCGCUCCGAAAUAGACUACAAGGCCCAUAAGGCCUCUGCUCACAGCAAGAACCGGGCCGAGGCACGCCAGAACCGACACAUAGACCUGCAGUUCACAUACGCACCUCGCCAGCAGAGGAGGAACGAAGGGAUGCUGUCAGCAGAGGACUAUGAGGAGAUGAGAUCGUCCAGGUCAGGAAGGGGGCGGGUCCAGAGUAGCCAGCAGAACACCAGAGGCAGCUGGAGGUACAACCGGGAGGAGGAGGACAGGGAGGUGGCGGCUGCUUUGAGGGCGUCCAUGGCCGUGCGCAGACAGGAGGAGAGAGGAGCCAUGCAGGAGAGGAGUGCUCCCAAACACCGCAAGGAGGAGAGGAUGGAGAGAGGCGAGAGGAGCGACCGGAUGGAGAGAGGCGAGAGGAGCGACCGGAUGGAGAGAGGCGAGAGGAGCGACCGGAUGGAGAGAGGCGAGAGGAGCGACCGGAUGGAGAGAGGCGAGAGGAGUGACCGGAUGGAGAGAGGCGAGAGGAGCGACCGGAUGGAGAGGAGCGACCGGAUGGAGACAGACGACAGCAGAUACAGGACUGGUUCCAUCAAACCAACGUCUGAACCCCCAGUCAGGACCAUGAGGAGCAGCAGUGGCCUGGACGGACACGAGUUCCCAGCUCUGGGAGCCAUCGCCCCAAUACCCAUACUGAGUGUGAAGCCGGCUCCAGCAGUGGCCCCUCCCCCUAAAGCUCUGAAGGAGGACGACUUCCCCAGCCUCUCUGCUGCCAUGGCUACCACGCCCAUGGCGCCCGCGUACUCUGCCCAGCCCAGGAAGCACUCCUCCUUCCACGACGAGGACUUCCCGGCCCUGGUGUCCAGUAUCCGCCCCCCCAGACCCUCAGGGGGGCCCAGCUCUGCCUGGGCCCACGGAGGCACCAAACCAGCCAGCCAGCCUCCUCCCCCCUCUGGCCCCCAGACCCUCUCUUCCUCCUCUGCCUCCUUGCGGAAGAAGAAAAAGGGAGGGGAGAACCCGAGGCCCCAGCCCCCCCGCUCCCCCCCCUCCUCGGAGGAGGACGGCGGAGGCAGCAUGACUCGUCGCGAGUUCCGGGCGGUGCCCACCAUGCUGGACAUCUCCUCCCUGCUGACCGUCAGAGGGGCCGCGCCGCCCCCCGCCGCCCCCUCUCCCCCCAAACCCAGCGCUGGCGCCAAGCCUAACCCCGCCCCCAAAGCCGGCAAGAACAAAAAACAAAAGCAGCAACAGGCCACACCCCCUCCUUUGUUCUCAGGGAGCACGGCCGCUGUCUCCACGGAAACGGUCUCCAGGGUGGUUGCCGUGGCGCAGAAGGAGAAUGUGCCAGAGACCAGGCCGGCCGACGGCCACGCCCCCAAACCCCCUCCCGCCAUGAUGACGGCAGGUAAAGCGAGCGGAUUGGCUAACGGCUACGUGGACAAGCCAGCCUUUGUACCGUCCAUCUCCAAGCCUGUUGCCGUGGCAACCCCUCAGCCCCCCCCGCCUGCUGUCGAGGAGGAGGAGUUCCCAGCCCUCUCCUCCAAGAAGCCUCCUCCAGGAUUUAAGAGUUCCUUCCCCCUGAAAAGCUCCGCCCCUCUGAACACAAUGUCCCCGCCUCCACCUGGCCUAGGGAGCAUGCCCAGUAAACCCCCUCCAGGGUUCACUGGCGUCCCCCUCAACAGCAAUGUGGUAGAGCCUGACCCCCCUGCAUCUGACAGAUCUCCCCAGCUGCCAGUGACCUACCUGGUUCCUGAGAACUUCCAGCAGAGGAACAUAGAGCUGAUCCAGUCCAUCAAGAACUUCCUGCACAAUGACGAGUCCCAGUUUAACCAGUUUAAGAACUACUCUGGCCAGUUCAGACAGGGUCUGAUGUCAGCUGCCCAGUACCACCACAGCUGCAAGGACCUGCUGGGGGAGAACUUUGGCCGCAUCUUCAACGAGCUGCUUGUCCUGCUGCCAGACAGCAGCAAGCAGCAGGAGCUGCUGAGCGCCCACGCUGACUCCAGAGCCCUGGAGAGGCAGCAGGCAGGGGCCGGGGUGGCAGGGGCCGGGGUGGGCCGGGCCCGCAGGAGCAAGAAGAGCGCCUGGCAGACCCCCAUCUCUGCUAACGCUAACGCAGCAGAGCUGGACUGCCAGAUCUGCCCCACCUGCCGACAGGUGCUGGCCUCCAAAGACUUCAACUCCCACAAGACCUUGCACAUGGGCGAGAACGAGGAGUUCCCCUCUCUGCAGGCCAUCAGCCGCAUCAUCAGCUAGCCCACCCUACUGCCUCGGCCCGUACAGCCAAUCCCACUGCCCAAAUGGAGCCCAGAGGUAGUGUGUUUCCAGGGUUACCAUGCCAGAGAGGAUACUGGGACAUGUAGUUCAGUGAGGGGAUGGAGGUUUUUUUUUUGUUUUUUUUAAGGUCGGGGUUGGAAUUUAUCUGUAAGUGAAAGGUUGACCAUGUAACCACAGUUUGAAAUAGAUGAGGCUGUCAGAUAUUGUUCAACUAUACCAUGUGUUUACACUGGUGCUACAACACAAGCACAGACCUAACUGGCAACCCAAACUCUGGCGGUUUAUAAAACAAGACUAAUGCUUUACUUGAAGAGUAUGACAACUGUUCUGAAAGAGUUCUUUUUUUCCCUCUGUUCAUACCUCCCUAUUUUCUUUCCUUCUCUGAGCUUUGCUCUUCACAUGUCCAGGAGACAAGGGUGACGUAAAGCACUUAUUACAUUUAUCUGGAUGAAAAUGUACAGAGAAAUCGGCUACCUGUUUUACUUACCACAGAGGAAGAGAGAGAGAGAGAGAGCGGUGACGAGGCCUGGGUUGGGACCCAUUUCAUAAUCCACUCAUGCAGUCCCACCUCCAGCCUCACUGUGCUGUGUUCACACAGGGAAGGUCCUGAACAGCCUCACUGUGCUGUGUUCACACAGGGAAGGUCCUGAACAGCCUCACUGUGCUGUGUUCACACAGGGAAGGUCCUGAACAGCCUCACUGUGCUGUGUUCACACAGGGAAGGUCCUGAACAGCCUCACUGUGCUGUGUUCACACAGGGAAGGUCCUGAACAGCCUCACUGUGCUGUGUUCACACAGGGAAGGUCCUGAACAGCCUCACUGUGCUGUGUUCACACAGGGAAGGUCCUGAACAGCCUCUGGAGCCAGGUGUCACAGACUGGAGCCAGGUGUCUGACUCUUGAAUGUGUCCUGCAUCUUACUGGUCCCUCCUCUGCCUGGUCACAGAAACAUGGAAGAAAGCACCUCUCAUUGUUGUCACCUGGGAGUCAUCAGAAGUGUUCAUAUUUUUGCCCAAACUGAUUAAAAUGGCUUCUUUCCCUUGA